UGGUAAAAUUAAUAAGGAUCAGGGAAAUUCACAGAGACUUUGAGCCACUAUUUCACGUUGUCUACAUUGUCAAGCACACAUCAGUGAAGUCACACAUGGACUCCCCUUUGUAAGCUUAUCAAUGCAAACGACAGAGAUUUGGAAAAUUGAGUUACCCAACAAAAGCUGAGGUGCCACAGCAAGUGCAUGCAGCCUUCAGGCCAUAAAAACGCAACUUUGAUACCCCUGGGUGUGUAUGACUGUAGCUUUAAUGCGAUAUCCCUGUGGGGGGCAGCACAGGUCCACACUAUGCACCCACGAUCACAAGCCUGCUCUGCAUUUGGCCCUUUCGCUCUCGCCCCUCUUCUGGCUUCUCCCAUUUAUCCUCUCUCCGCUUGACCCAUCCCCCCUGCGCCCCAACUAGCCUUUCUCCCCCUCGGCUUCCAGCCCCCGGCUUUGUUCUCGCGGAACAUUUGAGAGCAAAGUAAGGGCACCGACUUCAGCUGCGGUUCCUGCGCAUGCUCACAUCACCGGGGCACGCUCCGGGUCCCAGCGACGUGCGUCAACAGCGGCAGGGCUAGUCGCGAAGCCGGUGGGGGGAGGGGGUGAACGCCGCGCGCGCGCUCGCGCCCCGUUUCCCAGCCCAGCGCCUGUGAUUGGUGCAGGCCCCGGACCUGGCGGCCCCGAAUGCAAGGCCCCGGCGGCGGCGGAGUCCUGCGGCCCGACCGACCCUCAGCCGGCUCCGACCCCGCGGCUCGGCGCAGGGACCCGCAAAGAUAUUUGUGAAAGAGCUUAGCUGACUAUGGAUCCAGGUGGUGGAAGUCUUGGAUUGCAGACACAAGAGUCCAAAAUGCCUCACACUAUGAUUAUGCAAGAUUUUGUGGCUGGAAUGGCUGGCACUGCUCAUAUUGAUGGCGACCAUAUUGUUGUAUCAGUCCCUGAAGCUGUAUUAGUUUCUGAUGUUGUCACAGAUGACGGGAUAACUCUUGAUCAUGGCUUAGCUGCUGAAGUUGUCCAAGGACCAGAUAUCAUCACUGAAACUGAUGUUGUAACAGAAGGUGUAAUUGUUCCUGAAUCUGUGUUGGAAGCUGAUGUUGCUAUUGAAGAAGCUUUAGAUACCAGUGAUCAUGUUUUGACUUCUGAUCUAAUAACGGAAACUGUUAGAGUUCCUGAUCAGGUUUUCGUGGCUGACCUUGUUACGGGUCCUGAUGGACAUUUGGAACAUGUGGUGCAAGACUCUGUGUCAGGAGCUGACUCACCCACAAUGGUUUCAGAAGAAGUUCUUGUAACUAAUUCAGAUUCAGAAACUGUGAUUCAAGCAGCCAGUACUGUUCCUGGUUCUACGGUUACAAUAAAAACUGAAGAUGAUGAUGAUGGCAAGAGCACUUCUGAAGACUACUUAAUGAUAUCUUUGGAUGAUGUUGGAGAAAAAUUAGACCAUAUUGGAAGCACACCUUUAAAAAUCAGCACUGAGGUUUCACACGAUGAUGUUUCUAAAGACGAUGGGUUUGGUUCAGAAGUUAUAAAAGUGUAUAUAUUUAAAGCUGAAGCUGAGGAUGACGUGGAAAUAGGAGGAACGGAAAUUGUCACAGAGAGUGACUUUCACAAUGGACAUUCUGUUGCUGGAGUAAUUGAACAGGGAAGUGUAGGCAGAAUGCAGCGAGAGAAGAUGGUUUACAUGGCUGUUAAGGACUCUUCUCAGGAAGAUGAAGAUAUUAGUUGUGCUGAAAUAGCAGAUGAAGUUUAUAUGGAGGUCAUUGUAGGUGAAGAGGAAGCAACAUCACUUCCCGACACACAACUUGAAGACUCUGGUGUGAAUAAAACUUUUGUUCCUGUUGCUUGGGCUGCUGCUUAUGGAGAUGAAAGAAGAUUGCCCAGAAGGUAUGAAGACUGUCAAGCAGCAGGAAAUAACUUGGAUACACGAUUAGAAAACAAAAAUGGUAAUGCAGCACAGUACCUGCAAAUCUGUGAUAGCAUUAACACAAAUAGAGCGCUUAAACAAAAAGCCAAGAAGAGGAGGAGGGGAGAAACCAGGCAGUGGCAAACAGCUGUUAUAAUAGGUCCUGACGGACAGCCCUUAACUGUCUACCCUUGUCACAUAUGUGGGAAAAAAUUUAAAUCCAGAGGAUUCCUGAAAAGGCAUAUGAAGAACCACCCAGAUCAUAUGAUUAAGAAGAAAUACCAGUGUACGGACUGUGACUUUACAACUAACAAAAAAGUAAGUUUCCACAAUCAUCUGGAAAGCCAUAAACUUAUAAAUAAAGUUGACAAAACCCAUGAGUUUACAGAAUAUACAAGGAGAUACAGAGAGGCAAGCCCAUUGAGUUCUAAUAAACUGAUAUUGAGGGACAAGGAGCCUAAACUACACAAAUGCAAGUACUGUGACUAUGAGACUGCAGAACAGGGACUGCUGAAUAGACAUCUGCUUGCAGUUCACAGCAAGAACUUUCCUCAUGUUUGUGUUGAGUGUGGGAAAGGAUUCCGUCAUCCAUCUGAGCUUAAAAAGCAUAUGAGGACCCACACAGGGGAAAAACCGUACCAGUGUCAGCACUGUGUCUUCAGAUGUGCUGAUCAAUCCAAUCUGAAAACACAUAUAAAAACCAAACAUGGGACUGAUUUACCAUUUAAAUGUGAACAUUGUCCCCAAGCAUUCACAGAUGAAAAAGAACUUCUUCAGCACACAGAGUUAUUUCAAGGACAUAAGACUCAUCAGUGUCCACAUUGUGACCAUAAGAGCACCAACUCAAGCGACCUGAAACGACACAUUAUUUCCGUUCACACGAAGGACUUUCCCCACAAAUGUGAGGUGUGUGAAAAAGGCUUCCAUCGUCCAUCUGAGCUCAAAAAGCAUAGUGAAACCCACAAAGGUAAAAAGAUACAUCAGUGUAGGCACUGUGACUUUAAAACUUCAGAUCCUUUUGUACUUAGUGGGCAUAUCCUCUCAGUUCACACCAAGGACCUGCCUUUUAAAUGCAAAAGGUGCAAGAGAGGAUUUAGGCAGCAAAAUGAACUUAAGAAGCACAUGAAGACCCACAGUGGAAGAAAAGUGUAUCAAUGCCAGUAUUGUGAAUAUAGCACUACGGAUGCAUCAGGCUUUAAACGACAUGUAAUAUCAAUACACACAAAAGACUAUCCACACAGGUGUGAAUACUGCAAAAAGGGAUUCCGUAGACCAUCAGAAAAAAAUCAACAUAUAAUGAGGCAUCACAAAGAGGCCAUAAUGUAAUAUAUGAUGUUGAGAAGGAAGCAAUUUAGAAACUGUGAUAUGCUAAUUGGGGAAAAAAAUCUCAUGAACUGUUUCUCCUGGUUUCAAAGCUUGAUAUUAAAUCAUAACUUUACAUUCUUUGUAUUAAAAGUCUUAAAAGUAUUAAGGUUGACAGGGAUCUCAUAGUCCUAUGAUUGUGGCUUAUCAGAACCUAAAGAGCACUAUAGAAUGCAGAAAGAUGGAUGAAUGUCUGAAAGGUUGCAGAAGGAUUGCUGAAUGUCUUCUAUUUAAUAGUAUUAUACAUUGUUAAGCUACAGAAGAGAAAAUGAAGACGAUUGUGUUAUCCAUUUAAUCAGUAACAGCAUUUGUCUGCAAUAUGAAAACUUCAAUUGUGGUGGGGUUAUUUACAAACUCUUUGUCAGGGCAACCAAUUCUGGCUUUUUAUGCAGUUUUGAAAAGAAUAUAAGUCAAUCACUUGGUCAUUAUGUUUUUAAAUUGUGCCUGGAAAUUGUAUUCCAGAACUGGUCAAAUUUGGGGGUUUCUCCCAUUUUUCUUUAACAUUUCAUUGGGAAACCUUUUUGUUUCCUUUAUUAGUCUAGGUUCAGUGAGUAAUUUUUUAAAACUAUUUUCAGAGCUGCUAACCUAUUUUAUGGCAGGAUAUGAUGUUAAAAAUAUUGCAUUAUAUUAUGAGCUCAAAGGUGGUGUUCCGGUGCUAGGGUUAAAAAUAUGUAUGUAUAUAAUUUCCCUUUUUUAUCUGAAACUGCAGUUGAAUGUUUAGUAUGGCACAUGACAAAUACCUUUUGAAUCUGUCAUUUCUUUUAAAAGAAAAAUGAAUGCAGCUUGUAGUGUUGUCUCAACACUGUUUUUUUUAUUUUUUUUUCUUGCUACUUUAAGAUCUCUAAAAAGAGUAUUAAAAAAGAUUCAAAGAACACAAUAGUUUUCUUGAAUUAAAAUACAAAAUACUUAAAGGUUCUUUAGGGCAGUGUUUAUAACAGGUAUGUCUAUUCUAGUCCUACCUGCUAAUAUAAAAUUUUCAGUAUAGACAUAAAAUUGCACCUUUUAAUCAAUUCUUUAAAAAUCUCUACCAUACUAUAAACAUGCAUUUUCAAUCUGUAAGAAAGUAUAUAUGCAGUAUUUAACCAGAAAAAUAUGCUGCCACUAGAGUUUGGAGGUGGAUCUUCAGUUUACAGUGUAUACAUUUAAAAUAUGCAUCCCUUUAAACAAUGCUUUGUGUUAGCAUGCUGCAAAUCAAAUGGCGCUUAAUAUAACAAGCUGGUCUAGGGCUAUUUAAUGAAAAACCUGUUCAUAAAUGUUAUGCAUAUAAUGUGUACUUUUUUACUUUUAGUUGCUUCAUGUUUGCACACAGCUGUUCACAUGAUAAAUUGUAACUUUACUUCAUGCUAUAUUGUGGCUUUGUGUUUCAGAUAAUGUUCAUAUUUUGUUUUUGCACCAGAUGAGAAUCAGUUCCUUGAGAAUAAAUUUUUUUUAUAUUUCUAAACUUCAGAAAGCUAAAUUGGGAAAUCUCUUAGAAAAAUAAGUGUUUUAUGUGGCUGUAAAAAAUGAUGUACACGCUGUAAAAUAAGAUUGUCACUGUUACGUGAGAUUAUUAUUUCUAAAUGUGUUACUCAUCGUAAUGAGCAUACAAUAAAAUGCAUCUCUUGCACUCCAAGGUU
This is a messenger RNA of Gopherus flavomarginatus (Mexican gopher tortoise), 4857 nucleotides long. RefSeq names its product zinc finger protein 711 (gene ZNF711). The transcript is spliced from 9 exons. The coding region runs from base 782 to 3205 and encodes 807 amino acids. Lineage: Eukaryota; Metazoa; Chordata; Testudines; Testudinidae. Gene Ontology annotation, cellular component: chromosome; nucleus. Gene Ontology annotation, biological process: regulation of transcription by RNA polymerase II. Gene Ontology annotation, molecular function: metal ion binding; DNA-binding transcription factor activity, RNA polymerase II-specific; RNA polymerase II transcription regulatory region sequence-specific DNA binding. The record is from RefSeq and is a predicted model, not a curated record.